GAGAUGAGAAGUAUACCGCGGCUAUUGAUGUUUGGUCGGUGGGUUGUAUUAUGGCGGAGAUGGUGACGGGGAAGCCAUUGUUUCCUGGGAAGUCGAAGAUUGAUCAGCUUGAUAUGAUUUUCAUGGUGAUGGGUACGAUUGGGUUGAAGUCAUGGCCGGGAUUGGAUAAGUUGGAUAUGGCUCGCUAUUUUUUGGGUGGCCCGGCGAGGUAUAACACUCUCCGGUUGAGAGUGCCGCCGACGAAGCUAUCAAGGCCAGGGUAUGAUCUGUUGAAGAGGCUAUUGGAGGUGGAUCCAAGGAAGAGGAUUAGUGCAGAGGAUGCUCUCGACCAUGGAUGGUUCAGUGAUCUUUUCAUAUCGAUUUAGCUUAAAUUUUUUACUAUUUCCUUCGUCGUUAAGUACAUAUAUGUAUAUGGCAACACUUUUUUAUUUCUUUGUUU
Molecule: messenger RNA, 439 nt
Organism: Dioscorea cayenensis subsp. rotundata (Guinea yam)
Lineage: Eukaryota; Viridiplantae; Streptophyta; Magnoliopsida; Dioscoreales; Dioscoreaceae
Product: cyclin-dependent kinase G1-like
Exons: 1
Coding region: 51-365 (104 amino acids)
Biological process (GO): protein phosphorylation; regulation of mitotic cell cycle
Cellular component (GO): nucleus
Molecular function (GO): ATP binding; cyclin-dependent protein serine/threonine kinase activity
Source: RefSeq, a predicted model, not a curated record